GACACCCAAAUACCUCCGUGAACCGUUUUCAGCAAAGGGAGCUCCCAAGUCCCAACUACAUCAGGCAGCCCGAUAGACAUUCAAUUCAGACAUCAGAGUAGCCCAUUUUCUUUUCCUCUCUCUGUCUUGCCUCUUUCAAGCUUUUCUCCUUCCCCUUUCCCUUCUUUAAACCCUACAAAGCAACAAGUGUUUCUCCUCCAGAGUUUGAGAUCUGUUGCUGCCUGAAAACCAAUCUCAAACAUGGCCUAUUUCCUGAAGCAUCUCACUGAGGAGACAAUCGCACUCAAGAGACUGUUGAUUCCACCUGAGUUUGUUAGCAAAUGUGGGAGGUUAAAUUUGACCAACCCAGUAGUGGUGGAACCAACUAUUGGAAACCCACCAGAGGUGGAGGUUGAACUCUACGAGGAUGCGAGGGGGUUGUGGCUGAGGAAUGGCUGGCAGAAGUUUGCAGAUCACUAUUCUCUCACUCAUGGCCACUAUCUGCUGUUCGAGUACAAAAGCUUCUCCAGGUUCAAGAUUGUGAUACUUGGUGCAAAUGGGGUGGAUGUGAUGUGUCCAGCUUCCAGGUUCCACAAGGUGGGCUUGAAUGGAAACCAGGUGUUUUCAGAGGCUGAGCAGGAAGAAGAGAGCAGGGUCUCACCUGUGGCUAAGAACAUGGAGACCAAUGGAGGUGGUAAGAGGCAGCCAGUCCAGCCGCAGUCUGCAGAGAAAGCCAAGCAAAAAGCAUUCAUGAGUUCUGGGAAGGGGAGAACCGCUGAUGGUGGACAGAGGGGUAAUGGGAGUCAGUUCGGUAGGGGACGUGGACAUCUUGAAGGAAUACCAGAACCAAGGAAGGAAAAUGCCUCCACAAGCUCCACCAGUCCAAGCUUCUUCAUUACCAUGAGUCAAUGUUACACGGAGAGUAGAUUUGUAUAUGUGCCGAUUGAUUUCGUGCUCAAAGGUUUAUGGUGAAGAUGGGUCGGGCCCGUGGUUCUUGUCCUUCGUCUUUAGACCACACAGUAAAGCUCGAGCUGGACGUGGACGGGGCUGCUUCUAUGGCGGCUGGCCAGCAUUCCGCAAUGGCAACUCUCUGAAACCAGGGCAUGUCUGCCAAUUCAAGCUCAUCUCCAGUAAUGAGAUAGAAGUGACUAUUCAGAGGAAUUAAGUUAGUUUUUGAACCUCCUAGAAUGAAAGUUUGUGUUAUUUGUGGCCUUUUGUGUUUUAGGAGUGAUUGAUGCAGAUGAGAGUAUGAGACUACUAGUUUGCAGCUGAGGGAACUAAUGGAUAUAGUUUGUUCAGGGCCGUGCUAAGGCUUUGAGUUUCUGAAGUUUUUAUGAUGUUGUUUCUUAAUACAACUAUGCAAUCUGC
Molecule: messenger RNA, 1347 nt
Organism: Linum trigynum
Lineage: Eukaryota; Viridiplantae; Streptophyta; Magnoliopsida; Malpighiales; Linaceae
Source: the annotation of a GenBank genome assembly